UCUCGAGCCUCCAGCCUUCCACUCUAACUUCUCGCUCUCAAUUCUCAAGUCUCCAGUUUCCACCGCGAGCUUCCGGUGCAACUUCUGUCCAGCCACCGCCGCCGUUACAACGUCCGUGGAGCAAACGUUAGCCAAAUCUGUUCGGGCAGCAACUCUCCGUCGCGGUCAGCCGUCGAAAUCGCAGCCACCGCCAGCUCCACGUGCCGUCGCGCAGUGUUUUCCCGCCACCGCCAACUCUGUUCGACCCUUCCACUAACCCUAGCAUGAGAAAGGAUAGAGGCGAUCAACAGCCGGCGGUGAGAAAGGAUAGAAGAUGGAGAUGCUAAGAACAAUGAGAAAUUGCAGAGAGGAAAGCAUGCAUGAGAGAUGAACUGGAGAUAGAUUUGGGAGGAUAGGGGAUGAAUUUGGAAUUUUAAAAAUUAAAUAAGAGUAAAAUUGUAAAAGAGUAGUGUCUCAUAAUGUAUUAAUGUCUCAAUUAUUGGGAGGUACACAAAUUUAGUAUCUCUAUGUCUAUCGGUCCUUUUUUGUGUUUAUAAAAAAAUUGUGUCUUAAUAAAUCAAACAGAGACGCGUGUCACCAUGUCACUUACGAUCAACCAAACAGGCAAACACUACCUUGAGUAUUAACACGCGCUGACGCGCAGAAGAUCAACGUGAAAUGGAGGACCAACUCGAGCUGAACCCUAACUCGCUCAAUGGACUCACUGAGUCCAGCGCGCUACCGCACUCGUUAAAAGAAGUCGACGACGAUGACGACGCGCCUGUUCUCAGCUCGCAUGCCCUCGCCGCACUCAAGGAGUUCCUCUCCGAGCAGCAGAGCCACCACUCCGCCUCUGCAGAAGGAGAAACCGCAACCGCCGUCGAAGAAUCCAAGGUUUCUCUGGUUUCGGAGGAUUGGAGGUUGAGUCAGUUCUGGUACAGCGCGGAGACCGCGAAGACCGUAGCUGAAGAGGUCCUCAAGCUCUGCAAUGGCAGCGUCAAUUCUCCCGUUGCCUGCAUCGCUUGCCCUACCCUCUAUGCUUAUCUCAAGAACAUGGAUCCUAAUGUUCCUGCACAACUUCUUGAGUAUGACAAACGUUUUGAGCAGUACGGAAGUGAUUACACAUUUUAUGACUACAAUCACCCUGAGGAGUUGCCACCGGAGUUGAAGCAUUCCUUCAAAAUAGUAGUGGCAGAUCCUCCUUACUUGAGCAAAGAGUGCUUGCAGAAAGUUGCUGAAACAAUUUCUGUGCUCAUACAACCUGGAGAAUCAUUUUUGCUUCUACUCACAGGUGAAGUGCAGAGAGAAAGGGCAGCCGAGAUAUUGGGAUUGCAUCCUUGUGGUUUCAGACCUCAGCACUCAAGCAAACUUGGAAAUGAGUUUAGGCUAUUCACAAACUAUGACCCUGGAACAAGACUAGGAGGGUGGGAAAGAUAGGUAUUUAUGUCCCAGUAGCUUCUCACAUACUGAAUUAUCUCAUGUAUGCUAUAGAUUUUGUCUUGAUAUAGUUGUGGUAAGUUCCUGGUUAUGCACUAGGAAGAUGAAAGAGUUGGAAUCUGGUUCACAAUGCUUCAGUUUGCCGAUUUCACAUUGUUUGGCACCAAUGAAGCUGGUUUUCUUGGAAUGAUGAUCAAAUACAAACCAAUAUUUUCUGUUGUGACGUGAAUGUUGCCUGAGUAUCUUGAACAAGGAGCAUAAUUUUGACUUUGCUGGUUAAGCUAUUGUACCAAUGCUUCCCAAGAAUCUUAGUUUUGUUCAUGUUUUGAACAGUUAGUUGUAUUAGAUUGUGAGACAAUGGUUUCUUUAUAGCCAAACUUCCACUCUUCUUCUGUUAGUGGAAGGUUGAGAUAAAUCUUUGAGCUAACCAAUCUAAUCUCAGUUUACAUACUUUGUUGCUUGCAAAUGAUUUUAAUGAUACUUAACCUUCGUGACAAGAUUGUUGAAAUGAGA
Molecule: messenger RNA, 1929 nt
Organism: Arachis stenosperma
Lineage: Eukaryota; Viridiplantae; Streptophyta; Magnoliopsida; Fabales; Fabaceae
Exons: 5
Coding region: 658-1416 (252 amino acids)
Biological process (GO): methylation
Molecular function (GO): protein-lysine N-methyltransferase activity; nucleic acid binding
Source: RefSeq, a predicted model, not a curated record